UCCUGUGAAUGGCUAUUGGAGUGGUUCUUCCUGGCUAAGGGCUCCGCUCUCCCAGAGCCUCCUCUUUGGUACUGUGGAUGAGUAUGUUCUCAGCCUGCCCUGCUAACUGUCCUCAAGCAUGCCUGCAUAUUGCAGGGCCAGGCCUAGCUUGUAGUGGGCAACUUGCCCUGCCAGUCUGGUGAUAGUGUGACUCUUUCUUUCUGCAACAGGGCCUGCUGCCACCAAACCAGACUUGAUCUUAAAACUGGAACAGACAGCCACACCCUGGAUCAAGGACCCUAAGCUAAAGUGGGGGAAAAGUCACCCCCUAGGGAAAACAAAGAUGGCAGCAGUAAAAGAGGCCAAAACCCCAACCCAGGGUGCAGCUACAGAACCCCCAUCGCUUCCAGCUCCUGUAGAGACAGGUACCUCCGACUGCCCUCCAAGCACAUGUGAAAUAGAAGUGGACAGACCUAGGAAAGUCCAGAGGACUUAUAGACCUCGUUCCAUUCAGAGGUCCUGGUUUGGACAGUUCCCCUGGCUAGUCAUGGAUCCCAAAGAGACCAAGCUGUUCUGCUCAGUUUGCAAAGAAAGACCAACUCUCCAUGACAAAUCAUCCCGGUUAGUCCAAGGUUACACUGGGCCUUUUAAAGUAGAGACUUUAAAAUACCGUGAAGUCAGCAAGGCACAUAAGCUCUGUGUCAACACUGUGGCAGUCAAAGACAACAGCCCUCAGCCUGCCCUCGCCCCAGAGAUCUCCAGCGACCUCGUGGCCAACAUGGAGCACUUCUUCAAUGCUGCCUACUCCAUCGCCUACCACUCCAGGCCUCUGAAUGACUUUGAGAAGGUCUUGAAACUCCUGCAGAACACUGGGACCAUGAUAUUAGGCAAGUCCGAAAUCGCACUGCAUGCACUCAGUUCAAGUACAUCUCAGAGACUCUGAAGAAGGACUCCUUAUUGACAUCCGAAGCUCCCCAUGUGUGAGCAUGCUGCUGGACAGCUGUAGGGACUCCUCUGACCAGGCCUGUGUGGGAAUAUACAUGCGCUAUUUCAAGCAGAUGGAAGUGAAGGAAUCGUACAUCACCCUGGCCCCUCUCUCCAGUGAGACAGUGGAUGGGUACUUUGAAACCAUUAUCGCUGCCCUGGAUGAGCUGGACAUCCCUUUCUGGAAGCCUGGCUGGGUGGUGGGUCUAGGGACUGAUGGGUCUGCCAUGCUCAGAUGCAAGGGAGGACUUGUGGAAAAGUUUCAGGAGAUCAUUCCUCAGCUGCUGCCUGUGUACUGUGUAGCCCACCAGCUGCAUGUGGCUGUGGUGGAUGCUUGUGGGAGCAUAGCCCACCAGCUGCAUGUGGCUGUGGUGGAUGCUUGUGGGAGCAUCGAUCUGGUGAGGAUGUGUGACCGGCACAUCCGAACCAUCUUCAAGUUUUACCAGUGCUCUAACAAGAGGCUAAAUGAACUGUGGGACUGUGCAUCUCUGCUAGGGCAGGAAAUCAUCUGUCUGAAGGACUUGAACGCUGUCAGGUGGGUGGCCAGCAGAAAGUGCACACUGAAUGCACUCAUCGUGAGCUGGCCUGCCCUAGCUAGGCACCUCCAGAGUGUGGUGGAAACUGGGGGCCAGAUUGGUCAAAGGGCCAACGGCAUGCUGAAGCUGAUGAAGGGCUUCCAUUUCAUCAAGUUCUCCUACUUCCUUUUGGACUUCCUGAACAUCUACAGACCUUUGUCUGAGGUGUGCCAGAAGGAGCCUGUGCUGGUCACAGAGGUGAACUCCACACUGGUUCAUGCCUAUGUGGCAUUGGAGAGACUCUGCCACCGGGCAGGGCCCAAAGAAGAAGAGUUCAAUGCCAGCUUCCAGGAUGGGCGGCUCCAUGGCAUCUCCCUGGACAAAGUGGAGACAGCAGAGCUGCGGUUCCAGACAGACAGGGAGAAGAUGAUCCUGACUGGGGUUGAGUACCUCCAGCAGAGGUUUGGUUCAGACCGUCCCCCCCAGCUCAAGAAUAUGGAGGUGUUAGACACCAUGGCCUGGCCAGGAGGGGUUGAACUGGCCUGCUUUGGGAACAAUGACAUUCUCAGCCUUGCCAGGCAUUUUGAGCUCUCCCUCCCCACAGUGAGGAAGCACUGCUGGAGGAGUGGCAGAGCUUGAAGGCUGCUUCCCAGAACCUUCCAUUCUCCAUGCUGUAUAAGAAUGCUCGGACCCAGCACUACCGCUUCCCCUUGCUGAGCAAGCUCAUGGCUGUGGUGGUCUGCGUGCCCAUCUCUACUUCCUGCUGUGAGCGGGGAUUCAAGGCCAUGAAUAGGAUCAGGACUGAUGAGAGGACCAAGCUCUCCAACGAGGUUCUCAACACACUCAUGAUGACGGCAGUGAAUGGUGUGCCAGUCACAGAAUUCGACCCCCAGCCUGCGAUCCAGCACUGGUACCGGACCUCUUCAGCCCGGCACUUCAGUCAUGUCUAUACCUGCACCCAGGUGCCAACCUGUUCCCACACAAGUAAGUACACAAAGUCCCUGGUGUGGGAGACGAAGCACAGACUCCUAUGUGCCCUGUCCCACACUGAAUCAGUCUGAGCAAUCAACCCACAAAGGUGGGACCUAUGGAGU
Messenger RNA from Nannospalax galili (Upper Galilee mountains blind mole rat), 2572 nucleotides. Its product is annotated as zinc finger protein 862-like. The record is from RefSeq and is a predicted model, not a curated record. The coding region runs from base 888 to 2117 and encodes 409 amino acids. The transcript has 2 exons. NCBI's taxonomy places the organism in Eukaryota, Metazoa, Chordata, Mammalia, Rodentia, Spalacidae.